AUUGAUAGAUUGAUUAUGGGAUUCAAAGUAUGGUUCUCAUACGAGGAUGAGGAGGUGGAGCUUGCCGACUUGAAUCUCGAGACGACAGUGUCGGCCAUUCGAAAGAUUAUACACGAGGGCAAGAUAUUCCACUUCCCCUAUGGCACAUCACAGACCGACAUACAGAUUGGCCGAAUGAUUGGCGACAAGUUUGAAAAGUACAAGGCCAGGAACACCCUAUCAGACAUCCAAUAUAAGGUGGGCGAUACAUUACAUGUCAUUGUCAAGAAGAUAAAGGUUGCGGACAAUGCAUCGAUACCAACUCUUCAUAUGGGCGUGUUGGAAAACUCAGAGAGAGUGGUCAAGUGGGAGUACAACCCUUAUACAGCCACAGCACAAUGGACUUGCACGGCUAUAUUGGUGCGCAUGGAGCAGGUGCCAUUCGCUGAGGGCGCCUUUAGAAAGGCCUACCAUCUGCAGGACCUCAGCCGGCCCGAGGCGUCGGGCAGGUACGUCGCAAAGAUUGGCAAGAAGCCCACCAACAGGGCCAACUACUUUGAGGACGUCAAGAUGCAGAUGAUCGCCAAGAAGUGGGCCGACAAGUACAACGAGUUCAAGCCGCCCAAGAAGAUCGACUUCCUGCAGUCGUGCGUGCUAGAGUUUGUCGACAGGACGUCGACCGACAUCAUAUGUGGAAUGGAGCCAUACGUCGAGGGUCAAUAUCGCAAGUACAACAACAACAGCGGGUUCGUCAGCAACGACGAGCGCAACACGCCGCAGUCUUUCUCGCACUUUACCUACGAGCACUCGAACCACCAGCUGCUCAUCAUCGACAUCCAGGGCGUGGGCGACCACUACACCGACCCGCAGAUCCACACGUACGACGGCGUGGGCUACGGCCAGGGCAACCUGGGCCAGAAGGGCUUUGAGAAGUUCAUGGACACGCACAAGUGCAACGCCAUCUGCCAGUAUCUCAACCUGCAGAUGAUCAACCCCAAGUCAGAGAAGUCGGACUGCGGCACCGUGCCCCGUCCCGACCUCUUCCUGCCGGACACAUCGACCGAGUCCAGCGGCACCAGCACCAACAACAACAUCAACAACAAUGGCUCAAGCGCAACGGCCCAGAUCGCCAAACCGACACGUGACGACACUCGCGAGAAAUCAAAGUCCAAAUCAAUAGAGAUCGAAAAGGAGAGGUUAGAGAGGAAGAAGGAGCAAUCAAAUUGGGACAUCAGCGGCAUUAAGCUAUUGGACACGAUCAAAGGAUAUCACAACACCAGUGCCCUAUGCAUAUAUGACAAUCAAGUAUUUGCUGGUUGUUCAGAUAAUACGAUAAGAGUAUACGAGUUGAAGAAUAAGACAUUGGAGUUGACACAAACACUGAAAGGACAUGAUGGUGCAGUCGAAUCAGUUUGUUACAAUGACCAAUAUCUCUUCACUGGAUCAUCUGAUCACUCGAUUAAAGUCUGGGAUAUAAAGAAACUAAGAUGUAUUUUUACUUUGGAAGGUCACGAUAAGCCUGUACACACUGUCAUUGUCAAUGACAAGUAUUUAUUCAGUGGAUCAGCGGACAAGUCGAUCAAGAUCUGGGACCUGAAGACGUUGGAGUGCAAGUCAACACUGGAAGGCCAUCAGCGCACGGUCAAGUCGCUGUGCGUCAGCGGCCAAUAUCUGUUCAGUGGCAGCAACGACAAGACGAUCAAAGUGUGGGACCUGAAAACGAUGCGCUGCAACUACACGCUCAAGGGCCACACCAAGUGGGUGUCGUGCAUAUGCAUCGUCGGCACCAACCUGUACUCGGGCUCCUACGACAAGACGAUCCGAGUGUGGUCGCUCAAGUCGCUCGAGUGCGUGUGCACGCUGCGCGGCCACGACCACUGGGUGCAGCACAUGGUCGUCUCGGACAAAUACCUGUUCAGUGCCAGCGAUGACAACACGAUCAAGAUCUGGGAUUUGGACUCACAGAGAUGUCUGUCCACUCUGGAAGGCCACAACGCCAUCGUGCAGUGUCUGGCGCUCUGGGAGGAGAAGCGAUAUCUGCUCAGCAGCUCACACGACCAGACCAUCCGAGUAUGGGCCUGGGACAACUUCAACAGUGUUGUCGCCGCCUCUGAGAACAUCAGUGACAAGCCAACAACU
This is a messenger RNA of Acytostelium subglobosum LB1, 2118 nucleotides long. RefSeq lists its product as hypothetical. The record is from RefSeq and is a predicted model, not a curated record. NCBI's taxonomy places the organism in Eukaryota, Evosea, Eumycetozoa, Acytosteliales, Acytosteliaceae. Gene Ontology annotation, biological process: protein phosphorylation. Gene Ontology annotation, cellular component: actomyosin contractile ring. Gene Ontology annotation, molecular function: myosin heavy chain kinase activity; ATP binding; protein binding. The annotation marks the transcript as partial. The transcript is spliced from 5 exons.